Andrographis paniculata is the source of this 860-nucleotide messenger RNA. Its product is annotated as ethylene-responsive transcription factor 12-like. Gene Ontology annotation, biological process: regulation of DNA-templated transcription. The transcript has a single exon. The record is from RefSeq and is a predicted model, not a curated record. Gene Ontology annotation, molecular function: DNA-binding transcription factor activity; DNA binding. Lineage: Eukaryota; Viridiplantae; Streptophyta; Magnoliopsida; Lamiales; Acanthaceae. The coding region runs from base 125 to 655 and encodes 176 amino acids.
CAGGAGAUAAUUCCCCUGAAUUUAAAAGCAGCCGUCCGGCCGACGAUUACGGGAGCCUGGCUGGGCCCCACCGAACUUUCUAGGCUCUAUACAAAAUCUGCGCUGUGCCAGAAUUCCAUUUCCCAUGUCUGAUCUGCCCGCCGGCGAAUUUUCUCACUCUACAAAUUCAGCUAUUUUUCUCUCUCUACGGACUUCCAUGGCGUCGGCGCGUGAGGGUCACUACAGGGGCGUCAGGAAGCGGCCGUGGGGGCGCUACGCCGCCGAGAUACGCGACCCGUGGAAGAAAACGCGGGUCUGGUUGGGGACGUUCGACACGCCGGAGGAAGCCGCGCUGGCAUACGACGGCGCCGCCAGGACGCUUCGUGGAGCUAAGGCUAAGACUAAUUUUCCGGCGGCGGCGCCGCCGUCGUUCGAUCUCAACCUGCCGUCUGACCGCCGGUGGACCGCGGCGGCUCCUGGGUCGCGGCUGAUCGGCGAGUUCCUCCGCGCAGGGGUGCUUGAGAGUGUUGACUCCGGUGGGAAUCGAGGACUUGCGCCGGCGCCGGCGGGCGGUGGAGGGGCGAGUGACGGCGAUGCGCCGCCGAAAUAUUUUGGAAUUAUAAGACGAGGAUUGGGUAUAGACUUAAAUGAACCGCCGCCGCCGAUAUCUAUGUAGGCCGCCGUCACUUUUAAAUUUCCGAUUGUUAAAAUAUUCUAAUGAUGACGUUGGAAUUUAAUUAAGUAGUUUAAUAUUUGUGAAUAAUUGCUUCUUUUUCUUUUUCUUUUUUCUGGAUGUUUCUCAUACAAAUUUGGAAAACUAUUGGGAUUGUUUCAUUUGCAUUUCAAACUAAUCUGUUUAUUGUCCAACUUAUAUAAUUUUU